AUGGAAAAUUCAGGCGCUUCUCAAGUGGUCGCAGCUUUGGAAGUAAUUUACGAUCCAAAAUCAGAUAAUGCGAAGAGAUUGGAUGCACAGAAGUUUUUGGACGAAGUGAAAGAGAGAGAAGAAUCGCCGUUUUGGGGAUAUGAAAUAGCUCUCAAUAACCCACAGAAUUCAAUAUUAAAACAUUUUGGAUUAGGGUUAUUGGUAAACGCCUUAAAGAAAAAUUGGUCGGGUUAUGAUGAAGAAAAACGGAUGGCAUUAAGAAAGUGGAUCAUUGAACUAAACUACAGGGUGCAACCGAAUGAUCCAAGAUAUAUUAGAGAGAAGCUAGCUUUCCUUUGGGUCGAAAUAGCGAAAAGGAUCUGGGGUGAGGCUUUGAAAGUGGAAGAACCUACUGAGGAACAGCUAGCCGAAUCGUGGGUCGAUAUGGAUAGAUGCCUAACAGAACUAUGGCAGAUGAAUGAGGCGUCUAGAGAGCUAGUUCUCAUAAUCUUUAGAACGCUUUUCGAAGACACGUUCUUACUUGAAGAUGUUGCCGUGUUGAAGAGAUUGCCCAUUAUUCAACCGCUCUGCAUAAUGAUUGUCUGCCCAAUGGAUGUCUUCAGUGUGAAAUACAAGUACUCUGGUAAAUGGGAGAUGUUCAAAUCCAAUCCAGAAGGUUGGUUUGCUCUUUUCACCAGUGAAUUAAAAGCAGCAUUAGAAGUGGAAAAUGCCCAGUACAUCGUUAGGUUGUUGGAAACUUUAAAGAGCUGCUUGAACUGGCCUUUGAGCGAAGUUAUUGUAUCCAAUGACGUAUUCUCUGCAUUGUUAGGGUGCUUAACAAAGGACAUACCCAAAGCCCAAUCUAUUGCACUAGAUUCUAUCCAUAUUCUCCUCACCCGUCCAUACAGUAACACAGAUCAUUACAACAUGAUUGUGAAUCGUGUAUUUGACAGUAUGGGUUUAAUGGACACUGUAUAUUCACAAUUGCUUUUCGAUCCAAUUGAGGGUAUCGAUGAGGCCAAAUAUCCAAUUAUGAAGAAGUUUGUGGAUAUGAUAACCUGUUUAUACACAUGCGUGCUCAAAAUAUCUGAUCUACAAAACAUCGAAACAUAUAUGAAGCUUGUUUUAAAAACUACUUAUAAUCCCAGUUUGAUUGUCAGCGGGCUUUCCUUAGAUCUCUGGUGUGCAUGCUUGAGAAACGAUGAAUUUUUACCAAUUUUAGAGAAAUUGGUUAUUCCCGACUUGUUGGAGUUUGCUGGAAAUGCUUUGAUUUACUACGAACAGAUUGAAGAUCAUGUCUCCAAGAAUUUCGUUGAAGUGGACUUCCAGUCGACAGCUGAAUACGAGAACUACUGUUCAAGCUAUAGAAAGAGAAUCAGGGAUAUUAUCCGCCUCAUAUCAUGUGUUCAACUAGACUUUGCAUAUGAUUGGUUAUGUGAGAGACUUAAUAAAUACUUUGGAUCUCAAUUUGGACAACAAGUUCUCAGUUCUACUUAUUUGGAUCACAAGUCGGAACCAUAUUUGAGUGCUCUGACUCAAUUUAUGAUUGUAGAAUGUUUCAUUAAUGGUUGUAUACGAUGGAAGAUAUGGUAUACAGACGAAUCAACUUUCAGUCAAAAGCUUGACGCAAUUCUUGCGAAAGUGGAAAUGUUAUCCAACCAACUUUUAGCAUUAAAUUUGAGAGAGCCAUUACUCUUGAAGAAACAAAUUCAAAACUUUGCAUUAUUCUUAACUAUUUUGAAGGACAACGUGCUUUUCACGUUAUUAGAAAAGAUUAUUACUACCGCUACUCUUGAAUACCCUGAGAUUGAUAUGAACGAGAAGAGCGAACAAUCAGAUGCAGUUCGUGAUUUGAGGUAUGCUUGCGGUAUUGAACUUAAUCGGAUGGCCCUAUUAAUGCCAGCAUCCCUACAACCAAUAUACCCUGAUCUUGAAAAUGUGGUUGCAGGCAUACUACCAAAGUUGAGCUCUCAUGAAACGAUCUCUUUCAAGUCAUUCUUAUUAACUAUUGUUCUUAAAUCUAAUUUGGAGAAUAAGGGGGAAAAAUUUGCCCAGUUAGUGGAUCCUGAGUUUGCUGCUUGGUCUGAUAAGGGGACAGUUGUUGGUUUGACGGAUCUUCCAUGGUUCCUUGAAAGACUUGGAAUAGUGAAAAUAGCAGAGUAUUUUCAGAGACGUAAUAUCGACGAAAAUAGUGACUUAUUGUCCAUUCAGAUGGACGAAGACGGAAAGAAACUUAAAGCAGAUUUAACACAGCAUUGGCAAACUAUAUUUCCAGUUCGUGCUACUAGAAUGUUUAUCCAUUAUUCCAUGCAGAGCGUCAAGGGCGAUGUUGAGUUCCGGAUGUUACAAGAGUUGUGGAAGCCACGUAUUGUGCCUAUCUUACCGUAUAUCUUAAGACUCCUAUUCCAGCUUCAAUCGUAUCAUAACCCUGCCAACUGGGCUUCACUGCCAACCGUUGUUCAGUCCUUCGUUCGGGUAUCUACUGUUGAAAGAUUCUGGGAGGCAGGUGCUACGAAUAAAUCCAAAGACGAAUUUAUCGAUGAGCAUAAUAAGGCUUUACAAACUGUGCGCGAUUUUGCUGAUUCUGUGGGUCACAUUGUUAGGUACACUAGAGAAUACGUCCUUUUGGUUCUUGCUUCUAUGUCGGGACUUGGAUCAAUUUUCUUUGAGGUAGAUAACCUGGCGAAUCUGAUGAUGGACUCAAUAGCCAUUUACACGCCGGACGGAGACAUAAGUCCUGGUGUUUCAACUCAUGGUUGGAAACAUAUUAUCAACGUAGCUGUGAGACCGAUACUCAGAAACUGCCCUGAUGAAUGUGCUCCGAAAUUUAUGUCAGCAUUUUUACCAAAACUAUUCAAAACACUAGAUUUAAUGUUGGAAAAGAAAUGGUCAACUCAUACCCAAAGUGAAGUAAAUCCACCACCGAGAGAUGAAGAAGAAAUGACCGAAGAAAUUCUUGAAGAGAACUUGUUACGCCAGUUCACCACUGUUGUUGUUCGAUUAUUGAUAGAUUCAAUUGGACAAGUGGGAUCGCAUACUCAGGCUUCAAAGAUUCGAGUCUCGGUUCAUCAAAUUAAGAUGCGUAAGAUUAUUUUCGAAGACAUCAAUAUUCUUGCCCCAUUUUUGCGACUAUUGAAUAGGCUCGUCUCAGUGCGAGACAGCAAAUGUUCAUUCAAUUCCAUCCUCAUUUUGAAAAGCUGUCUCUCCGAAACAUUAGCAAAACACCCAGAUGUUGAUAGAUUUUAUACUACCGAAGUUGUGCCAAAUUUGAUCAUGAAUGUAUUGACUCAAAGAGCUUUCAAGGAUUCGUUUUAUGAGGCUCUAUACGCUUUUACCGUUAUUUUCUUAACCCUUUCGAAGGAGUACGAUUACUUCAAUCAAUUCCUAUACGAGUUAUCCAGAGGAUACAACAUUGACGAGCUUUACACAAACUUAAAGCAAGUAGAUAAUUACAAAGAUCAGAGAGUAGUGGCUGCGGGUUUCAUCGAUUGGAUGAAAGAUAUCUACGGUGACCAAGAUGACUCUCACUUCACCGCAGAUCAUGAAGCAAAAACUAAAGAGAGAAGAGAAGCUAUCCUAGCUAGAGCUGGUGAGCAAUUACUAGGGAAAAAUAAACCGGAAUCGAACAUGCUUGAGGACCCUAAUUUAGAAGGUGACGUUCUCGGCGGCUUGUUCGAUAAUAAUUAG
Kluyveromyces lactis is the source of this 3666-nucleotide messenger RNA. It is a transcript of the gene MSN5, whose product is annotated as karyopherin MSN5. Gene Ontology annotation, cellular component: RNA nuclear export complex; cytoplasm; nucleus. The transcript has a single exon. Gene Ontology annotation, molecular function: RNA binding; nuclear export signal receptor activity; small GTPase binding. The coding region runs from base 1 to 3666 and encodes 1221 amino acids. Gene Ontology annotation, biological process: RNA export from nucleus; protein export from nucleus. The record is from RefSeq and is a predicted model, not a curated record. Lineage: Eukaryota; Fungi; Ascomycota; Saccharomycetes; Saccharomycetales; Saccharomycetaceae.